Molecule: messenger RNA, 3830 nt
Organism: Gekko japonicus
Lineage: Eukaryota; Metazoa; Chordata; Lepidosauria; Squamata; Gekkonidae
Gene: PDK3
Product: pyruvate dehydrogenase kinase 3
Exons: 11
Coding region: 295-1515 (406 amino acids)
Biological process (GO): protein phosphorylation; regulation of glucose metabolic process
Cellular component (GO): mitochondrion
Molecular function (GO): pyruvate dehydrogenase (acetyl-transferring) kinase activity
Source: RefSeq, a predicted model, not a curated record
ACGAGUCGGGUUACUGCUUGCAGUGUGGGGGGGAGGGGGGAAGGGUCCGUGCCCGGCCGCCUACUAUGAGAGGAGGCGAUCGGGAGGAGGCGGCUGCGGUGGCUCAUGCCGCCGCCCCCGCGCAGUAGCCUGGCUGUCGGGCGCUGGGCCGUCGUGACAGGCACCAGGGCCUCCCCCGCCCCCUGCGCUGUUUGUGUGCGUGAGUCUUCGCACGCGCCAGACGGUUGCUCGGCCGGUUGUUCUGGGGCCCGACCUCGCUCGCGCUCUCUUUCGCCCGCCCUUCCUUAGCUCACCAUGCGGCUGUGCGGGGCGCUCCUGAAGAGCCCCAUCCCCAAGCAGCUCGAGUAUUAUUCCCGCUUUUCCCCGUCGCCGCUCUCGAUCAAGCAGUUCCUGGACUUCGGACGUGAUAAUGCCUGUGAGAAAACAUCAUAUAUGUUUCUGCGAAAAGAACUUCCUGUGCGGCUUGCUAAUACCAUGAGGGAAGUAAAUUUAUUGCCUGACAACUUGCUGAAUAGACCCUCGGUUAAACUAGUCCAGAGCUGGUAUAUGCAGAGCUUUCUUGAGCUUUUAGAAUAUGAAAAUAAAAGUCCUGAAGAUCCACACAUUCUAGAUAAUUUCUUAGAUGUCUUAAUUAAAGUCAGGAAUAGACACAACGAUGUUGUUCCUACUAUGGCCCAAGGAGUGAUUGAAUACAAGGAAAAAUAUGGUUUUGACCCUUUUGUGAGCAGUAAUAUCCAAUAUUUUCUAGAUAGGUUCUACACCAACCGCAUCUCAUUCCGCAUGCUUAUUAACCAGCACACACUGCUUUUUGGUGGGGUUACUAAUCCUGCUCAUCCCAAACAUAUUGGGAGUAUUGAUCCUACUUGUAAUGUGGCUGAUGUUGUAGAAGAUGCUUUUGCAACUGCUAAAAUGUUGUGUGAGCAGUAUUACCAGGUAGCACCAGAACUGGAAAUUGAAGAAUUCAAUGCUAAAGCACCAGGCAAGCCUAUUCAAGUAGUCUAUGUACCAUCACAUCUGUUCCAUAUGCUUUUUGAAUUGUUCAAGAACUCAAUGCGAGCUACAGUGGAAUUAUAUGAAGGCAAAAGUGAAGGCUAUCCACCAGUUAAAACAUUACUCACAUUAGGUAAAGAAGAUCUCUCAAUAAAGAUAAGCGAUAAAGGGGGUGGUGUGCCUCUGAGAAAAAUAGACCGCCUAUUUAACUACAUGUAUUCAACUGCCCCCAGGCCUAGUUUGGAGCCAUCAAGAGCUGUACCUUUGGCAGGAUAUGGGUAUGGUCUGCCAAUCUCUCGUCUUUAUGCAAGAUAUUUUCAAGGUGAUCUCAAACUGUACUCAAUGGAAGGUGUGGGGACUGAUGCUGUAAUUUAUUUGAAGGCUCUUUCCAGUGAAUCAUUUGAAAGACUGCCAGUUUUUAAUAAGUCAGCCUGGCGACAUUACAAGACCACACCAGAAGCUGAUGAUUGGAGCAACCCCAGCAGUGAACCCCGGGAUGCUUCCAAAUAUAAAGCUAAUCGAUAACUCGCCAACUUUUCUAUCACAAUGGUGACACCUGCAUUUGGAAAUGAGUCUCUGCUUUGUUCCAAAUUCCUCUAAUCUUAAGUAGCCAAUUAUUUCCAUAGAAAGACCUGUUAUGGGACUGAAAUAGCAAGAACAGAGGGGACUGUAAAAGACUGACAUUAAGCAUUUUUGGUGUGAGUUAUUUUAACUAGUUUGCCAAAACAUGCGUGGUGAGCUGGGUCACAAAUGACAAAAAGGGUUGCACUGUGACUGCACUUAGAUUAUACAGCUGUAUAGCAAAAGGGUGGGGUACUAUUUUUAAAGGUGAGUUUCUAAUCUUAGGUAAGAAUUGGCAAAAUUGUUCUUGACUCCUUAUUUGACAGUAGUGUCCUACACAGCAAUAUGAUGUAACAGAAAUUCUAGUGUAGUUUAAUGUGUGCUUAAGAAACUCACAAUCCUGCAUUUUUAUAUGGCACAAUGUCAUCGUUAUAUUUUUUAAAAAAUGAGUGGGGGUCUUCUGGUCUUACCACCAAUUUCAAUAUAUAUAUAUAUACAAACACACACACUAUGUUCUCCAUAUUGUGUAGUGCUUUAAAGUGAUUUUAGGCCAUUUCAGAAGCUCAUGUCUUCUCUGUAUAUAAAUCAUUCUUGCGAAGCAGUGAAACUUUCACUUGGCAGUAGACAUUCUGUGCAUUUAAAAAAAAAAAAUCCCUUAAAUUAUGGAUUUGAAAAAUUCUUUUCCUUCUAAACCAAGUUCAGUAAGGAAAAACAUCAAGCCAGUCAGAUUCAUAGACUUGAAAAAAAUUCCAGUUGAUAAAGAUGGAUGACAGUUCAAGUUGCAUCAUAUAGCCUUUGUUUUAGAGAAGUGCACCAAGAAAACAGCCAGCCGGUAAUAAGUAGUUUGGUUUUAAGAUGCUGACCAUAACAAACCAUUUACCAUUAAAAUAGAAUACUUUGCAAAAUGAUCAAAAAGGAAACUUGGUCUGAAGAUUUAGAGCCCCAGAACAUUGAGUUUAGUGAACCAUGAUUUAAAAAGACACAGCAGUCUAUAAAAUUUCAUAAGAGAAGGAAACUGUGAACUAAGUAGAAACAAAAGGUUCACGCUAAAAGUUGGAAAAACGUGAUUAAAUAACUAUGGAUUCACAGAAAGCAUGGCUUGGAAAGCAGCCAGGGAAAUUCUGAUAAAAUCUCUUCACAACAGUGAAGCUAGAGUUGGGAGAGGGGUCAGUGGAACACCAAGAUGCACCUCCAUAUCUUUGUGUUGUAUUUUUAUGUGUGAGGUUUUGACAAUAAGAGACUAUGAAAAGAAUUUCUGUUGGGUACAGUUCAGUCUGUUAGACAGAGAGAAAGUUAUAACUGCUUAGAUACUUCAAGAAGACAGUUCAGGCUUCCCUACCAUUCUUUAUUCAAAACUAGUAAAAUCCUUUAUUACUAGUCAGAGUACCCCAAUUUGAUUUACUCAGCUUUAUGUCACCAGACAUGUGCUUGAGUCCUGACCAUGUGUGUAAAUGUGUAUAGUGUUAGCACCUGUAUAUGUAUGUCUUUCUAAGCAGCAACUUCAGUUUUGCACUCUGAAAAUCAAAUUUGCAUGGAUGGAAUUUAUCUGCAUUUUCAGUGGCUUCAUUAUUUCAUUAAGUGGAAGUUUUAGGAUGGAGGUCAAAUUAUAAAAUGUAAUAAUAUAGAAAUGAGACCAACACUUAGAACUUCCUGUUUGCCUAGAAUGUAAAGGCUGCCACAUCCUGUCACAGCACCUGUCUGACUGUAAGAUGGAUAGGAUUUUGCAUCAAUAAAACAUUUAGCUGUUAACUUAGAAGUGAUAGGAUCUGAAAAUUUCAUGUUAUGUUCAUUAAAAUGUACAUUUAGAUAAAGUUUAACUUUGCUUAACUUGGUGAUGAAUGCAGUUAGACCAAAUUAUGUGUGUCCAGUUUAGCAGUCUCUUGUGCCUGUUUGAUGAUUACUGGGUUACACUGCAAUCCUAAGAACACUUUUCUAGGAGAAAGUCCAAUUUAGUAGACCUACUUAGGAUUGUUUGGUUAGUUUGUCAACUGCCGAUCACUUUACAGAAAGUGGUGUCUAAAUAGGAAAGUUUGUUCUUUUGAUCCUGUGCCUCAAUAUGAUUUAAGCUUAUGUUGCUACAUUCUGAUAUCAGUAAGAUGUAAUUCAUACCAUGCACCCUGACCCAACUUGGAUGUUUUUGACAGUUAAUCUCCACUUUUUUCCUGUAUAAACCCCCUGUACAGCUGUAAUUUUGUGUAGUAUGUUAAAUUUGAAAGAAUUAUGAUCAUAUUCCAUGUAGAACAACUUGGGAUCUAAACUACAUGCAACGUAGAGUUCUG